AUGAUUAAAAGUCAAGAAGAUGAAUUCAUUGCUGUGAGGGUUCAGGAUCCUCGCAUGGUGAAUGAAGGAUCAUGGAAUUCAUAUGUGGAUUUCAAAAUUUUCCUUCAUACUAACAGCAAAGCCUUUACAGCGAAAACAUCGUGUGUGCGCCGUCGAUACAGUGAGUUUGUGUGGCUGAAAAGGACACUGCAAAAGAAUGCUGGUCUGGUACCGGUUCCUGAGCUGCCUGGAAAGUCUUUCUUCACCUUCAACAACACGGACUUUAUUGAAAAGAGGAGAAUGGGUUUACAGCACUUCCUUGACAAGGUGGUCCACAUGACAGUGUGUCUGUCCGACAGUCAGCUCCAUUUAUUUCUGCAGACUCAACUUCCUCUCGGUCACAUUGAAGACUGCAUAAAAGGUCACACUCCUUAUAGCGUUACUGAUGCCAUUCUAACUUACGCCUCGUCCAAUCGUGGCUGGGCUCAGGAGGAGGAAGGUGGAGGACUGGAGUCAUGCCCAACACCAAUUUCUUAUGAAUCAGUUGAGAGCCCCCUUCCAGAUGUUUCCAUUUCACAAUAUGAGAAACCUCCACUUGAGCCAGUGACAACAGCUGCUGAAAUUAACUGUGUGGUGUUAAGAUUACAUCAGGAAGACGCCGCUGUACCUAAUGGAGCUCAUGGAGAUGACCAAGAGGGAACAGUAGAGGAUGGUAAGAGUUGUCAGCUAGUUGUGGAGCUCGACCAGCAAGUUCCCAUCAUUACAACCCAAAACACUAAAUCUGAUCUCAGCUUACCAGAUGAGAGAACACAAACACACAACAGCAUAGAGGACAUCAUUACAUACGACAGUGGAGAAUCACAACCUGCAGCAGAUACUUCACUGCCGAAAGCUGUAGCAACUAAUAAUAACUUUGUCACCAUUUUUUAA
This is a messenger RNA of Trichomycterus rosablanca, 909 nucleotides long. It is a transcript of the gene snx11, whose product is annotated as sorting nexin 11. Gene Ontology annotation, cellular component: endosome. Bases 1 to 909 code for a protein of 302 amino acids. Gene Ontology annotation, molecular function: phosphatidylinositol phosphate binding. NCBI's taxonomy places the organism in Eukaryota, Metazoa, Chordata, Actinopteri, Siluriformes, Trichomycteridae. The transcript is spliced from 6 exons. Gene Ontology annotation, biological process: intracellular protein transport; vesicle organization. The record is from RefSeq and is a predicted model, not a curated record.